Molecule: messenger RNA, 2000 nt
Organism: Dunckerocampus dactyliophorus (ringed pipefish)
Lineage: Eukaryota; Metazoa; Chordata; Actinopteri; Syngnathiformes; Syngnathidae
Gene: lrrc40
Product: leucine rich repeat containing 40
Exons: 15
Coding region: 101-1891 (596 amino acids)
Molecular function (GO): protein binding
Source: RefSeq, a predicted model, not a curated record
UUUUGCAUCUCGUGGCGGUCGGAAGUGAAUGUUCUCUUUGCGUGCAGUCGGUAAACACAGGCCAGAUAAGAGGACUGUUUGGAUGAUAAACCACUAGAAAAUGUCUCGUUUGAGAGGAAGGGAGCCGAUUGACUCUCUGCGGGGCUUCAGGGCGCCAACAAGCGAGCCAACGGUCCCGUAUGGUCUCCUCAAAACGGCCCGCAAGAGCGGACAACUCAACCUGUCAGGUCGAGGGCUGACAGAAGUGCCAGCUAACGUGUUUCGUCUCAACGUGGACACUCCGGAGGAAGCCAAGCAGGACCUCUCCUUUGGAGCCUCGGAGCGCUGGUGGGAGCAGACAGACCUCACCAAGCUGCUGCUGUCCUCCAACCAGCUGACCUGCUUGUCUGAGGACAUCAGACUGCUGCCCGCGCUUUCCACUCUGGAUCUGCAUGACAACCAGCUGCAGACGUUACCAAACGUUCUGGGAGAGCUGCAGGAGCUGCAGCAGCUGCGGCUCAGUCACAACAAGCUGAUGUCACUGCCACUGGAGGUCUUCUCUCUGAAGAAGCUCAGAAGCCUCACGCUCCAGCAGAACCAGCUGGAGGUCUUGCCGGAGGAGCUGGGGCAGCUGGAGGCGCUGACUGAGCUGGACGUGUCCAAUAACCAGCUGAUGGAGCUCCCCUCCAGCCUGGGUCGCCUCAGCUGCCUGCAGAAGCUCCACCUGUGUCACAACAAGCUCACCUGUCUGCCCGACAGCCUGGCACAGCUCACCAAUGUGAAGCUUCUGGACUGCAGCAACAAUCUGCUGAGCGACAUUCCCGCCAGUCUAUCCAAGAUGCUGGCUCUGGAGCAGCUUUACCUCCGACACAACAAGCUCCGCUUCCUCCCACUGCUUCCCGCUCCCGCGCUCAAGGAGCUCUAUGUCGGCAACAACCAGAUCGACAGGCUGGAGGCGGAGCAUCUGGCCAGCUUGUGCGUCAUCUCUCUGCUGGAGCUGCGAGACAACAAGAUCAAGGUGCUGCCUGAGCAGGUGGCCGCAUUGAGCACGCUCACACGCCUCGACCUCACCAACAACGACAUCAGCAUCCUUCCAGCAUCACUCAGCCUGCUGCCCAACCUGAAGACUCUGCUCUUGGAGGGGAAUCCUCUGCGUGGGAUCAGGAGGGAGCUGCUGACUAAAGGAACCAAUGAGCUUCUGAAAUUUCUCAGAGGAAGAAUUAAAGAGGAGCCUGAUAUUGCUGCUGACAGGACGACGGCAAUGACACUGCCCAGCGAGGCCACCAUCAACGUACACAACAUCAAAACUCUCAAGUCGCUGGUGUACAGUGACAAGAAAGUCGACGGCAUUCCAGACGAGCUGUUUGAGGCCGCCGCGGGUCACGGCAUCACGUCCGUCAACUUCAGCAAGAACCAGCUGACCUCCAUACCGCCAAGGCUGGCUGAGAUGCAGACGUUGACGGAGCUCAAUCUAUCUUUCAAUCGACUCACCUGCUGCGAUUACGUCUGCAUGCUGCAGCAGCUCGUGCACCUUGACCUCAGUAACAACCAGCUGAGUGGUUUGCCAGCUGAACUGAAGAAUGUGACGAAGCUACACUCCGUCAUCCUCAGCUACAACAAGUUCAAGUCUUUCCCAGAGGUCCUGUAUGACAUGGUUUCACUAGAAACGGUCCUGCUUUCCAACAAUCAGGUGGGAGGUGUGGAUCCCACCCGCCUGGUCAAGCUGGUCCGCCUGUCGACACUGGACUUAUCCAACAACGACCUGCUCAAUGUGCCGCCUGAGCUGGGCCUGUGCACGGGGCUCAGGUGUCUCAGUUUGGAGGGAAAUCCUUUCAGGACCCCGCGAGCCGCCAUUGUGGCGAAAGGAACCGACGCCGUGCUGGAGUACCUGCGUAGUCGCAUUCCCACAUGAUGCCUGACCCCUCCUAUUCCGGGAGCCUAGAUGUGCAUGCCAGAUUGUUCUCACUUAAAUGUUGACAAUCAUUCUUGAGUCAUUAAAGAUACUUUUUUUUGUAUCGUGA